Messenger RNA from Xenopus laevis (African clawed frog), 4505 nucleotides. It is a transcript of the gene itsn2.S, whose product is annotated as intersectin-2. The transcript is spliced from 30 exons. The coding region runs from base 179 to 4081 and encodes 1300 amino acids. The record is from RefSeq and is a predicted model, not a curated record. Gene Ontology annotation, biological process: endocytosis; endosomal transport; clathrin-dependent synaptic vesicle endocytosis. Gene Ontology annotation, molecular function: calcium ion binding; molecular adaptor activity. Gene Ontology annotation, cellular component: presynaptic membrane; plasma membrane; cytoplasm. NCBI's taxonomy places the organism in Eukaryota, Metazoa, Chordata, Amphibia, Anura, Pipidae.
GCAGACGCAGGGCGUGUGACGGCUGCGCGUUCGGAACUGGUUUGUCCUGUGGCGCUUGCUGUAGGGAAAUGGUGCACGGGACAGAGAGAGCCUGGCAGCGUUAGGUCUGAGGCUGAGCAGGAAGACAAGAAGGCGGGAGGGACGCGCAGCACUGGAGAUGGGCCUGAGUUAAUAAAACAUGCUGCGGAACACGAUUGCUCACUUUCCCACAUCUAUGAAUGGUGGCCCAAGCAUGUGGCCCAUCACCACAGAGGAGAGGGCCAAGCACGAUAAGCAGUUUGCCAGUCUGAAGCCAAUCAACGGACUAAUUAGUGGUGACCAAGCACGCAGCUUCUUCUUACAAUCUGGUCUCCCAUCCUCCGUUUUGGCCGAAAUAUGGGCUUUGUCAGACCUGAACAAAGAUGGCAAGAUGGACCAGCUGGAGUUCUCCAUUGCAAUGAAAUUCAUCAAACUGAAACUGCAGGGACAAUCUCUGCCCUUGGUCCUACCUCCUGUAAUGAAACAGUCCCCGGUCUUCUCGCCAUUAUCCUCCUCCCGCUAUGGAAUGGGGAGCAUGCCAAACUUGUCCAUGCCACCACCCAUGCCUUCCCUCAUACCAUUGGCACCCACUACACCCUUAAACUCAAUGAGCUCUUUACCUCCCCUACUUAUGUCAACUCCCCUGGUGCCUUCUCUUGGAUCAUCAUCAACUUUGCCAAAUGGAACAUCCACUGCUCUGCUUUCGUCUUUCUCUGUGCCUUCGUCUUAUUCUACACUGCCUCAUAACACCUCGAUAAAUCUCCUGGGUGGAGGAUUCAGUAGCACCACUAUGCAGAAGACUCAGUCUCUCAUAGACCUGGCAUCCAGCAGCUCCAAUUCCUCAUCUCCCUCUUCGCUGACUGGCAACUCCCCAAAAACCACUAACCAGGACUGGGCAGUGCCUCCGGCAAUCAGACUGAAAUACAGGCAGAAGUUCAACAGCCUUGAUAAAUCCAUGAGUGGCUACCUUACAGGUUCUCAAGUGAAGAACGCUCUGGUGCAAUCAAGCCUUUCCCAUACACAGCUCGCCACUAUCUGGAGCUUGGCUGAUAUUGACAAAGAUGGAAAGCUAAAAGCGGAUGAAUUUGUUCUAGCCAUGUAUUUAACGGAUAUGGCUAAAGUUGGGCUGCCACUCCCACUCACUCUUCCCCCAGAAAUGGUUCCUCCUAAUUUUCGUGGUAAUGUAAGUAUCACUGCUAGUGACCCUAUCAAUGGAACGGUACCUCUGUACCACAGAAUGCAAGAGGAAGAACCACCUCAAAAAACCACAGCAGCGACAUUUGAGGAGAGGCGACAGGAGAACAUUGAGAAGGGCAACAUGGAGCUGGAGAAGAGGAGGCACGUGCUCAUGGAGCAGCAGCAAAGAGAAGCCCAGAGAAAGGCACAGAAAGAGCGGGAAGAGCUGGAGCGCAGAGAGAGGGAGCGUCAGGAGCUGGAGCGAAAGAAGCAGCUGGAGCAAGAAAGGCGAAUGGAGCGGCAGCGUGAGCUAGAGAGGCAGAGGGAGGAAGAGAAGAGGAAGGAAAUUGAAAGAAGAGAGGCAGCAAAGCAAGAGCUUGAGCGGCAGAGGCAGCAGGAGCUGGAGAGGAUCCGUCGGCAUGAGCUGUUCAACCAGAGGAACAGAGAGCAGGAGGAGAUUGUGAAGCUGAAGUCCAAGAAGAAGAGCUUACAGCUGGAACUGGAAGCACUUGAGGAUAAACACCAGCAGAUCACUUCGAGAGUCCAAGAUGUACGAGGGAAAAAACACCUGAAGAGGACUGAGCUGGAGACCUUAGACAGAAAGUGUGACGCAGGAAUUAUGGAAAUCAAGCAAUUGCAACAAGAACUGCAGGAAUAUCAAAGCAAGCUGAGCAUUAUGCUUCCUGAAAAGCAGUUUCUGAAUGAGAAGGUUAAUCAGAUUCAAGCUGUUAACUCUAAUGACCAAUCAGGCACUGGUUUUCAUGGACUUCAGAAAAAAGUCUCGGAGAAAGAUGGUCUGUGCCAAAGACUUCGGGAACAGCUGGAGGCCCUGGAGAAGGAAACAAGUUCAAAGCUGCAGGAAAUGAACUCAUUCAAUAACCAACUUAAGCAUGAGAAUAUGGAUGACUCUGUUCUACAGUGCCUAUUGUCUCUUCUCAGCUGCCUCAGCAGUCUCUUCCUCUUGCUUAAGGAUCUGAGAGAAAGCUACAGUAAGCAACAGGCUGCCUUACAUCAGUUGCAGAAGAUCAAGCAAGAAAAACUGAGGGAAAUAGAGCAGAAACGAGCCGAGCAGGCCCAAAAGAAGCAGGAGGAAGAGGAGGCUGCAAGGAGAGCCAAGCAAGAGAGAGAAAACCUCUGGCUGGAAAAUCUUAAGAAAGAAGAAGACGAGAAGCAAAAGCGCUUAGAAGAUGAGAGAAGGAAAGAGCAGAAGCUUCUGGAAAAGCAUAGAGCAGAGGAGGAAGCAGCAACACGGCAGAGGGAAGCCCAGCAAAGGCUCGCAGAGGAGAAGAGAAAACAGGAAGAGAGGGAAGAGGAACAGAGGAAGAAGCAGCAGGAAGAGGAAAAACACAGGCAGGCCCAGCUGAAGAAGGACCUGGAGGAGAAAAGCAAAGCGGAGGAAGAGGAGAAGAGACGCAAGGAAAGCUCUAGCCGCAAAGGUUCUGAGAAGAGAUUUUCCAAGCUCAGCCUGGAUGGGAAGUUUACUGACAAGCUGAAGAAUAUUGGAGGCAGGAACAUCAGCUCUGAGAGAGGGAAAGAAGCCAGCACCACCAGCAUCUCUGAUAACAGAAAGUCAUCUACAGCUGCAUUUGUCAACUACACAGCCUUGUACCCUUUCGAGGCUCGAAACGCAGAUGAGCUGAGCUUCAAUGCUGGGGAUAUUCUCCAGGUGGAUGAGAAGAAUGCAGGAGAACCUGGCUGGCUGUACGGCUGCUUGAGGGCAAAUGUCGGCUGGUUCCCUUCCAACUACGCAGAGAGAUCCGCUAAGACUGAGGCACCGCUAUCCCCGAAGAAAGCCUUACUGCCUCUCGCUGUCUCCGUGUCUACCUCAUCUCCUGCCAAGCCACUUGUGAUGAGUAAAUCCUCCUCGGAGAUAGAUACAGAGUAUCAGAACCUUCCUUUCUCCAGCCUUAAUGUGAACAACACAACAUGGCAGAAAACAUCUGCAUUUACCCCUACUGUAUCCCCGGGCACCAUCUCACCAAUACACGGGCAGGGGCAGCCAGGGGAGAGCGUAAAAGCGCAAGCACUGUGCUCCUGGACUGCAAAGAAAGAUAACCACUUAAACUUUUCCAAAAAUGACACCAUCGUUGUACUGGAGCAGCAGGAAAACUGGUGGUUUGGCGAAGUCCGAGGACAGAAGGGCUGGUUCCCAAAAUCUUAUGUGAAAAUUCUUCCUGGCACAGUUGCUAAAACUGCGGCGCCAGAACCAGUCUAUGCGGCCGUGAAGAAGAAGCCGGGUACAUCCCCCGCAACUGGAGAAGAGUAUGUGGCCCUGUAUGGCUACUCAAGCUCAGAGCCUGGAGAUCUCAAUUUCAAUGAAGGAGAUCUCAUCCUAGUGACCCAUAAAGAUGGAGAAUGGUGGACGGGUAGAAUAGAAAACAGGACAGGCAUUUUCCCAUCAAACUAUGUGCGGGCCGGAGACCAGGAGGUUUCCAGUGGCGCGGGCAAAACUGGAACGUUAACCAAAAAGCCUGAGAUAGCCCAGGUGACCACCGCUUACACUGCCACCGGUUCAGAGCAACUCAGCUUGGCACCAGGGCAACUCAUCCUCAUUCAAAAAAAGAAUCCCUCGGGAUGGUGGCAAGGAGAGCUGCAGGCGAGAGGCAAGAAAAGGCAAAAGGGCUGGUUCCCAGCAUCGCAUGUUAAAUUACUUGGACCAAAUAAUGAAAAAGCUGCACCCGCCUUCAUUCCAGUGUGCCAGGUGAUAGCCAUGUACGACUACAUCGGCAACAAUGAAGACGAGCUUCGCUUCAGCAAAGGGCAACUUAUCUACGUGCUAAAUAAAGAUGAUGCCGAUUGGUGGCAAGGCGAAAUCAACGGCGUGACUGGCCUCUUUCCCUCCAACUACGUCAAAAUGACCAAGGAGAGUGAUCCCAGCCAGCAGUGACACACUUCCCGUAUGAAAGCACUACAGAGACCCACUAUCCAAGCCUGACCAUAUCGCCGACCCCAUCUUUGGCUUCAUGUGAAUGAUCAACGGACCGCAGCCUAUCCCUCUGGCGGGACCUCCUCUGACAUUCGAUUCUCCUCUGCUUUCUCUUGCAUUGUCUAUGUGGAAGGAUAGUGGCUCUUUGUGGGGCUUCCAUUGCUUUCCGCUUGCUCCCUGAUAUGGGCCGUGCCACUUACACAUUCUAACCAAUCACUGAGCAAAGCAAUUGUAGCAUGGACCCCAUUGAAAAGGGAGGGGCUCACCGUGUAUUGCGGCAUUCCUCAUACCUGUGAGUGGUCCUUUAAAGGGUAACUAUCCUGAAUAUGAAAAUUUAGUAUAAGCUUCAGCAUACUGAAAUAAGACGUUUUCUAAAUAUAAUCAA